CGUUUCCUCGCGCUGCAGCAUGAAGCGUGCAGAGGAUCCACCACCACUAUGAAUAGCCCAGCCAGUCGCCCAACAAUUCAUGCUAAUGCUAACUUUGAUCCCCUGCAGUCUUCAUCGUCCCGCAGACGCAUGACAUGGUCUCGCAGCUCCUCUCGCCCUCGCAGCCAAAGAACUUGUCCGACGUAGCAGUCCUCGCAGUCCUCGCCAGCUUGAUAUUCACGCUCUACGCACUGCCCAAAAGCGCCCGCAUCCCAGUCUUCGCAGUCCUCUUUCUCUUCUGGCGCGCCGCCUACAAUGCAGGCAUCGGCUGGCUCCUCCAUGUCCAGUCCCACCACAACCGCCUCGUCCUCUGGGCGAAGAACUCAGGCAUCUUCGAGAAGCCUGAGACGGGCAAGAAUCCGCACCCAACGCUGUACAAGCUGCUCAAGCGCGAGAUGGAGACGAAGAUCCCGAAAGACUACAUUUUCGAAGAGGCACCGCUUGAGUACAACACAUGGCUCCUCUUCAGGCGAGUUGUAGACCUGAUCCUCAUGUGUGACUUCGUCUCGUACUGCCUAUUCGCCAUCGCCUGCUUCAACCGCCCGGCCGAGAGCUGGCUACUGUGGGCGCUGCGCUGGACGACCGGCAUCAUUCUCUUCCUUUUCAAUCUUUGGGUCAAGCUAGACGCCCACAGAGUAGUCAAAGACUUCGCUUGGUACUGGGGUGAUUUCUUCUACCUCAUUGAUCAGCAACUUACGUUCGAUGGAGUCUUCGAGAUGGCUCCGCAUCCAAUGUAUUCUGUUGGAUACGCCGGCUACUACGGCAUCUCCAUGAUGGCUGCCAGCUACAAAGUCUUGCUGAUUUCCAUCAUCGCCCACGCCGCCCAAUUUGCGUUCUUGUCGCUCGUUGAAAACCCGCAUAUCGAGAAGACGUACAAUCCGCCACCACCCCGAAAGCGCCUAAAUUCCCAGUCGAUCGACCACGACGCAAGACCUACCUCCAGCCAGUCCGAAGUGACCUUUGCGGACGGCAUGCCCACGCUCGAUUCCGCCGGGCAGCCAGCGCAGACUCACAAUAUCGUCGGCCCACUAAACACCGAUCUUCAUCGGUCCAUCGACGUGACGGUGAUUCUCUUCGCAUUCUACAUGUUCUGUUUUGCGACCAUGACGCCGAACACGUGGCCCGUGCGCACCUUCUUCUUAGUCAACGCCUUCGCCUGGCGCUUGUGGUACGCACUAGGCCUUGGAUACAUCUUAGACCGGCAAUCGAAGAAGAAAAACUGGACUCGCCACUUCAUCAAGCACGGAGACAGCAACGAGGAAGCCUGGCGCCAAUGGAAAUACCUCUACCAUCUAAGCAUGACCACGUGUCACACCAGCUUCAUCGCAGCGGCAUGGAAAAUGUACGCGCUACCGCCCGAUUUGUCCUAUGGUCUCACUCUGCUGCGCCACGUCAUCGGGCUUGCUCUGAUAGCCUUGCAGAUAUGGACUGUCACUAGCAUCUACGAGUCUCUAGGCGAAUUUGGCUGGUUCUGCGGCGACUUCUUCUUCGAGCAAUCCCCAAAGAACCUUACCUAUUCGGGUAUCUAUCGUUUUCUGAAUAACCCGGAACGUUUCCUCGGGCUGGCUGGAAUCUGGGGGAUUGCACUCAUCGCGUGGAGUAUACCGAUCUUCUAUCUCGCAGCGACGGCACACAUCCUGAACCUUGCCUUCCUUCAGUUUGUGGAGCGUCCGCAUAUGCAGAAGCUCUAUGGCCGAAACCUCCGGAAGACAUCAGGCGUCAGCAAGACAUUCAGACAAGCGCUGCCUAGCCCCGUCAGAAACUGGCAAUCUGCAGCUGACGAAUACCUCAACUCUACCGUAGAGUUUAUUGAGGACCUUCUGGAGACCGCACGCCCGAAGUUUGCCGCUGGCGUGGACACAUUUGUGAAAGACACCACAGCACUGUUCAAGUCCUACCCGGCACGCAUUUCUAUUACACGCCUUGCGCCAGACCUUGCUGGACUAGAUCCGAGAGAAUACAAGGUCGAGAUCGAUGGCACAUGCUCACCUGCAAUGGCACAGUACCAGAAGAACGGCGGCCGAGAGGGGGAGAUGGCGAGGACGCCUGCUGCUCGCACGAGCGAAUACAAGACUCUGGUGCUCGAAUAUGGCGCUCCAAUCAAGGUCCGAUGGCGAGCGCCGCUUAAUCACAGCAAGAAGGACUGGAUAGGUCUGUACAUGGUCGCAGAUAAUAACUCUCGCGAGGUCACCCGCAUUGGGUCCAACGGACGUUGGAUAGCAACCAACAAGGGAGUUUACGACUCUAUCCGAGCUGAGGAGGGUAUUCUAGUUUCUGACAAACUUCUCCCCGCAAGCGCGCGUGAUGACGGGGAUACUGAUUGCCUCACCGGCGAAAUUGAGUUCCGCGGCGACAAGCUGUGGUGGACUACGGGCGUCUUUGAAUUCCGUUACCAUCACGACGGCAAGCACAACGUCAUGGCUCUAUCUCAAGCAUUUGAGAUCUGUGUUCCGAGAUUUGACCAGGAUGAUGUCGAGCUUGAUGCCAAUGGCACAAUCCAUCGGCCUGUUGAGCAGGCGCUACUGCCCCUCAUUCAGAACUGCUUCGAUCGAGACCCCGAAAUCGCACCCUCUACACCAGAAGAGCCCUUUGGGAGCUUGGUAGAAAGGGACGGCAAGUUUGCAAAGAGGGUAGUCUUUGCUGUACAUCAGAUGUUUGGCGUCGAAUUCGCACCAGAAGUCGUACAAGCAGACGGCAACGUGCGGAACCUGGCAUGGCGCAUCUGCAAUGCUAAGAAAGUUUUGGUAUGUUCAUUCCGCAACAUCUUGCAAUGGACACAUUGCUGAUCACCUCUCCAAGGCUCCAUACAGCAUGUCCCCCAGUCGGGGUAGGAACACGCCUACACUGAGAUGAUGGCUCAAGGCUGACUUCCCCUUCCUGUCAGGCAUUCGCCAUAGCUUGGCUCACGCUUUGGAGGAAUGACCUGCUGACUUCAGCU
Molecule: messenger RNA, 2977 nt
Organism: Trematosphaeria pertusa
Lineage: Eukaryota; Fungi; Ascomycota; Dothideomycetes; Pleosporales; Trematosphaeriaceae
Product: phosphatidylethanolamine N-methyltransferase
Exons: 2
Coding region: 135-2825 (896 amino acids)
Biological process (GO): phosphatidylcholine biosynthetic process
Molecular function (GO): phosphatidylethanolamine N-methyltransferase activity
Source: RefSeq, a predicted model, not a curated record